UUGAGUCAGGAGGAAGAGAGGGUUGGCUGGGUAGGAGAAGAGAGUGGAGAUUUUAUUUUUUAUUUUUUAAUCAUUUUUAAUGAUUUUAAUAUUAUUUAAAAUUUAUUUUUAACAUGUAUAUAAUUUUUUAUUAUUUAUUUGUUCACCUUUAAGUUCACAUUAAUUUAAAAAUAGGUCUCAUAAAUGCCAUAUAAGCAAAUAAUAGAUUUUUUGACGAUCUCGCUAACGGAGGAAGUAAAUUGUAAGUUUUUCCUGACGUUAAGUAUAUACUCGUAAAUGUCCUCAAAAUUGGGUAUAAACUCGCAAUGAUCCUAUAGAUUGGGAAUUUACUGUAGUUUGUCCAUUAUAAAAUCAAUGCAAGAAAUGUGGUUUAUUAUAAAUUUCUCAAAAAGAAUCCGAGCUACAGCAAGUUUAGUUGCUCUCUCCUCCGUUAUGCUCUUCAAGUUGGCGCGAGAGACCCUCCGUCUCCGUCGCUCGCAAUCCCUCUUCAUUUAAGGUAUUCUGUAGUGCUUUAAGCCUUGAAGUGUAGAACUUAGAAGAUUUUAUGAUACGGAUGGAGAGUGCUAGAAUAGCAAGGUGUAGUUAUCGUGCUGUUACUGUCAUGAUUGCAUUGUCUGAACAUAGUAAAUAUGUGGAUAUGUGUAAUGAGAUAUGUUUAAGGUUUAAGGAACUUAAGGUAGGGAGUUAUGAGCUGACAUAUUCUCUUCCUGAGCAUCCUACUUGUUUGCUGCAAUCAGAUAUGGACGUGCAUUUGAUGCUAAUGUGUUUAUCAAUGUUGAAGAUUAGUUUUGUUGAUAUACUGGUGAAGGAUCUGGUGAGUUCAAAUAAAGAAGAUGGUGAUCAUACAACAUCUAAUCAAGCAGCUUCUAAUCAUUCAGCAUCUAAUCAUGCAGCAUCUAAUCAAGAAGCUUCUAAUCUUUCAGCAUCUAAUCAUGUAACAUCUUCUUCAUGCAUGGUAGAAAAUAGUGCUGUUGACGAGAAUGAACAUUUGGAUAACUCCAGAUUGCAUGAAAGCAUUGCAUAUUUGUCUGAGGGUUGGAAGGAAUAUAUUAAUCAUGAAGGUCAGAAGUUUGUGGGCGGGGUAACCGAAUUUCGGAACAAGUUGCGUAAGUACGCAGUUGGUAUGGGAUUUCGUUUUGUCUAUCAAUCCAAUGAUAAGUCACGUGUUAUUGCUGAUUGUUUUAAAAAGAAAUCAGAUGGAUGUAAGUGGUGUGUAUAUGCUUCGCUAUGUCAAGCUAAUGGUUUUUUCUACAUAAGGACUUUAAAUAAUGUUCACACGUGCAUGGGUGUUGGUCGUGAGAAGAAAAGCAAAAUGAUUACGUCAAAGAUGAUAUCCUCUAUUGUAGUUGAUAAAAUCCGUGAAAAACCGUCAAUUAAACCAAUAGAUAUUGUGAAGGACUUUAAGCAGAACUAUGGUCUUGAGAUUUCUUACUAUAAUGCAUGGUACGCGAAAGAAUUGGCUAAGAGUGAAGUUCAUGGUGAUGAAUCCUUGUCUUAUAGUCAAUUAGUUUGGUAUCGUGAUGCUUUAAUGUCAACCAAUCCUGGAUCAUCUUGUGUUGUAGAGUGUGAUUCAAAGACUUCUCGCUUUCGGAGGCUUUUUGUUUGUUAUGGUGCUUGCAUUGAGGGCUUUCAAUGGUGCAGACCUUUGUUGUUCAUAGAUGAAACUUUUCUGAAAAGCAAGUAUAAAGGGCAGCUAAUUGGUGCCACGGGGAAGAAUGGAAACCAAGGAUUUUUCCCCUUUGCUUUUGCUAUCAUGGAUUCAGAAAACAAGGAAAACUGGAGCUGGUUCUUUGAAAAUUUAGCUAAAGUUUUGACUCCACAAGGUAGGACCAUUACAUUUGUAUCUGAUCAUAACAAAGAUGUGAUUGAAGCUGUUUCAAACAUAUUUCCAACAUCCCAUCAUGCAUUUUGUUUGAACCAUUUGAAAGAGAAACUUGGAUCUAAAUAUCCCCUUACAAAUGGUAAAUUGUUCCGGGAUGGAAUUGUUGAACUUUUUAUGAAAUGUGCUUAUGCUCCAACGGAAGUUGCUUUUGAGUUUAAUAUGAGAAAUUUAAAAGAAGAAGGUGGGGCUCCGGUUCAGAAUUUUCUAGAUAAUCUUCCUAAGGAGAAUUGGUCAUCUGCUCAUUUUAAGGGCAAUCGAUAUGGUGAAAUGUGUAAGAAUGCUUCUGAAUCAUUUCAUUCUUGGAUUUUGGAGCUAUGUGCGUUGCCCAUCUGUCAAAUGCUUGAGGGCAUCAGGAUUAAACUCAUGGUCAUGGUGUCCGAAAGAAGUAGUGAAGCGGGGCAGUGGUGUUCUGUUUUAUGUCCUGAGAUGGAGAAAACCUUGAGUGAAAUGUUGACUGUAGGUCAGCAUUGGAAUGCUAGCCGUUCCAGUACUUCUGUCUUUGAGGUUCAUGCUGAAGUUUCUGUUAUGGUUGAUUUGGUUAAUCAUUUUUGCUCCUGUCAUGAUUGGCAAAUAAAAGGCUUUCCCUGUGCUCACGCACUUGUUGCUGUUCAAAAAAAUUCUGGUUGCAUGUAUGACUACAUUGAUGAUUACUUCAAGUUGAGCUACUAUAGAAGUUCAUAUGCGACUCUUAUUUCUCCUAUACCUGACAUUAAGGAUAUGAUGCAUGAGGGUUCAGAAGAUGUUAUCCUACCUCCACUUAUUAAGAAGGGUAGACCAAGGACUAAAACGAUUAAAUCUGUUAGUAAAGUUCCAAGGGCCAUUACAUGCAGUCGAUGUGGUGCGGCUGCAAGGCAUAAUAAGAAGACUUGUACUGCAAAUUUUUGAUUUUGUUUCACAGUAUUUUCGUUGCAGUGUACAUAAAUUCUAUGAUGUGUUUUUGUACCUUUUUCAACAUUUUUGAUCAUUUUUGCAUGGUUCAUAUUGAAGAAA
Molecule: messenger RNA, 2872 nt
Organism: Prunus dulcis (almond)
Lineage: Eukaryota; Viridiplantae; Streptophyta; Magnoliopsida; Rosales; Rosaceae
Exons: 4
Coding region: 545-2767 (740 amino acids)
Molecular function (GO): zinc ion binding
Source: RefSeq, a predicted model, not a curated record